CCCUCCUGUGAUUGUAUGAAAACAAAAAGACGUCUCUCCAAUUCCCUGCCUCUUCUGAAAUUAAGCACGAUCCCAUCGCGAGGCCACCUAUGUAGGGACCCCACCGCAGAGCCGAACAAAGGCACGGCUCGCCCAAGGACACACGCAACUCCUCACCCCCCGCCGCGCCACACCGCCACAGACCCCCAUCUCGGCGGGGCGGGGCGGCGGCAGCAGCAGCAGCAGCAGCACCUGGCGGGGCGGGAACCGCCGCCGAGCGGCACCAAGCAGCCGCCUCCGCGCCCAGUCCCGCUCCUCCCCGCCGCGCGGAGUCAGGUGCCGCGGGACGGGCAGUGCGCCUGUGCGGCGGCCGCGGGGCGCCGCGGAGCGGAUCGAAGCGCCGAACCGAGUCGGUGGGGGCCGCCGGCCGGAGGAAGAUGGCGGAGCCGGGGGCGGCGCGGGGCUCCCCGCGAGCGGCAGGUAAGCGCAACGCGGCCCUGCCAGGUGCCCGGGACGGCGGCGCUCUCCUCUCGUCCGCUGCCCGCCUCAACCCGGGGAGCCCCGCGAGCGCCGGCGAGGAUCGCUCCCCUCCUGGCAGCCAUUGAUGGAUUUCUCAAAACUGAUGAAAGACAAAGGCUAGCAAAGGAACGAAGAGAAGAAAGAGAGAAAUACCUUGCUGCUAGGGAGCAGCAGAUACUAGAGAAGGAGAGAAGAGCAAAGCUUCAAUAUGAAAAGCAUGUGGAGGAACGAUGGAGAAGACUGGAGGAACAGAGGCAGAGGGAGGAGCAGAAGAGAGCAGCUGUUGAAGAAAAGCGGAGACAAAAGCUUAAAGAGGAGGAGGAACGUUUAGAAGCCAUGAUGCGUCGGUCCCUUGAACGCAGCCAGCAGCUGGAACAGAAGCAGAAGCGAUGGUCGUGGGGAGGAGCACUGGCUGCAGGCUCAGGAGGGAGAGAUGCAUGUGACAAACUUUCAGCUUCUACAAUGAACCUGCCAAAGCAAAUGGAAUCGCCAAUCAGUAAGCGCCUCUCCUCCUCCACAGCGGCAAUAACACAUUCCCCCGACAGAGCUCACCGCAUGCAUCUUAGUCCCAUGGAAAACUUUAUUGUUUCUCGACUGUUGACUCCUACACAGUCAUCUUUAGCCAGAAGCAGAAGUACCUUAAUGCUUUCUGAGCAGUACAAUAAUCCAGUAUUCCAUAUCUGUCCUCGUGUAGCACCAGCUAGUCCUCUAAAAUCUCCCUACAAGCCUUCCCCCACCCGAAGCACAGACAGGAAGAAGGCGACUUCACCCUCCACUUCUGAUGCCGGGAAAGGGGUGGCUGCAGGUGAAGUGACUCAGACUGAGAAAAUAAAGAAAGAGAAGCGAUCCACCACACCUGGUUCAUCAUCUGGAAUGGGAUCUCCUCUCAGAAGGUCUGAUUCUCCUGCUGCUAUGUCCAGAAGAUCCGCCUCACCUGCCACACCUAAGACAGUUGCAAAGACUUAUCCUCAGUCUCCUAAAAAUGCCAAACAAUAUCCAGCUUCUCCUGUGAAGCAUCGUGCCACUUCUAAUCUCAACCAGGAAACUCCUAAAAAGAAAGCAGAUAAAGAGAAAGAAAACAUCAGUCAUCAAAAAUCCCCAGGAGCACGCACUGACGAGGCAGGCCAGGUGACUUCUGAAAAGCACGUGCCUGCUGCAGGAAAGCCUGAAAGUAGUGAAGGAAAGCUCACGGCAGGAACAACUGAUGCAGAAGAAGCUUCAAAAAUUCUAGCUGAAAAAAGACGACAGGCCCGCCUCCAAAAGGAACAAGAGGAGAGGGAGAGACAGGAGCGAGAAGAACGGGAGAGGCUUGAAAGAGAAGAACAGAAGAGAAAGGCAGAAGAAGAAAGACUUCGUCUUGAAGAAGAGGCUCGUAAGAAAGAGGAGGAAAGAAGACGUGAAGAAGAAGCAGCUAGGAAAAAGGCAGAAGAGGAAGCCAAGAGGAGAGCUGAGGAAGAGCAGAUGCUGAAAGAAAAGCAAGAAAAAGAGCUCCAAGCCAAACUUGAGAAACAGAGGGAAGAAGCAGAAAUCAAAGCCCGUGAGGCAGCUGAGCAACUUCGUCUUGAAAGGGAACAAAUCAUGCAGCAAAUUGAGCAAGAAAGACUGGAGCGGAAGAAGAGAAUAGAUGAAAUAAUGAAGAGAACAAGGAGGAGUGAAACACCAGAAAUAAAGAAGGAAGAGCCAAAACUGGAGAUACCAUCAACUUUGAAUGUGGAAAAGCAACCAAAAGCCCUUGUUCUUAACCAGCCAGAGAUCAAUGGGCUGGCAACUUGCCUGAAAAGUAAAAGCUUAGAGAGUGCUGCUUCUGUAGUACCUUCUCAAGAUGUAGUUGCUAAUGGACUAAAGUCAGUUCCAGGACUUGUUCAGAUGGAAGCGGUAGAUGGGAAAUCUAACAGCAUGGAAGAUUCAACAGAUGAGGUUCAAUCUAUGGAUGUGAGCCCUGUUUCAAAAGAAGAACUUAUCUCUAUCCCUGAAUAUUCACCCAUGAAUGAACUCAUGCCCGGUGUUUCUUUCGACCAAAAUGGGACAAGUAAUGCCAAGGCUCUUGAAGAUCUCUUGGAUUUCACAGGCCCAGCUACUUAUUCCAAGACGUCCAGUGAUACUAUUAGCAUUGAUGACUGUAACAAAAACUUGAUUGAGGGAUUUAACAGUCCAGGACAGGAAAAUACACUUAAUUCAAUCUGUUGACAACCUCGCUUUUCAGCAGAACAGAUAAAGAGGUAGCAGUCUGUGGAGGAUGUAUGUCCUUGUGACACUACUGGCGGUAAAACAUGAACUUGUCACUUGAAAAAGCUUCUGCAGUCCUGAACACUGGAUCUCAAAUAAUCAGAGCUGAACAAAACUUUGUCUUCCCAGGGAAUAUGUCAACUAACUGGCUGCUUUUGGUAGAAAACAGCGAUCUACAACCUCGAUGGUUUCAGGGAAGACUGAGUAUGCAUUAGAAUUCGAGCUUUAGCUGCUGGCGAAGCACUUAUUUUCUUUCUUUUAAUUUAAAAUGCAUCUGAACACUGCACUGUGAUUUUCCUUGUGCGUUUAAUUUUAAGAUCAUUCCUCCUUAAUUUUAUCAUCCAUCCAUUUAGCCAUCUUUUUAUUGUAAAUAGUGAUGAAGUUUGCCCACAGUGCACUGAAAAGAAAUACUACGAUGUACUUUGGUUCUGUGCCUAUCUUUUUUUUGUUUUUAAUAAGGAAUUAUUGGCAACUUUUAUGCAGGCGUAUAAUUCAAAGCUAUAGCUGAAAAGGCUUAAAACUGGAUAAUUAGUGCAAGUGAAAGAACCUUCUUACUGACUGCGGAGUGUGGAGUUACCUUGUAAUGGUGAUGUUGACAGUUUUAGUCACUGGUGGCACUUACUGGUUUAUAUUAAUAGUCCUGGAGUGAUUAUGAAUUAUGUGUUUAAAGACAUACCUGUGUAACACCUGUAAACAAUGCGGGCACAACGCCAAGUAUAAUCCCUUAAUAUAUUAUAGUAUAACUGUAGUAGAUGCAAGUGAGUAUGUCGGGGGGGUCAGGUAACAUGAUAACCUUUGGAGAUGCAGACACUUGUUUAAUACCAGCAGGCUUUCUGUCACGUGCAGAAGUGUUUUGUCUUCCUUACAGGCUCAACAAAACAAGAUACAGUCGGCAGCAAAAUAAUAUAUGAAAGUUGCAGCAGAAAAUACAAAGGCUGGGAGACGCACAGCAAGCACUGCUAGCCUACUUAAUAACCUAUAAGCAUCUGUAUGGGAAAAUCCACAUCGAGCUGUAUCGUGUAGACAUUACGUGCCAUACAGUGUUAACUUUAUUUCUGUUGGUAACCUACGAUAACUAUAUGCUAGAUUAUGUGCUGCUUUGAGGACGCUUUUGUCCAGUUCCUUAUAAAAAUAAAUUAUAAAUACUGCUCUCUUCGGAAACUAACAAAGAAAAAAAGGUGGAAACUUGGCUUGUUUGGUUAUUUUUCUUUUCACACGUAGGGAAGUUCCAAGUGUAGCUUGAGCUCUGUUGUAGACCCAUUCUUGUGCUCUUUGAGGCCAGCAAUGGGGAAGUAACCAAUGAAAUCAUGUGCAAUGUAUAAAGAAAGCAUUCCUACAGCAAUCUGGCUAUUUAUGUUGGUGUACUUCAGAAAAAGUAAUUUCUUUUGACUGUGCAGUAAGCUGUAGCAUGGUACCGUGUCUUCCAAUUUAGUCCUACAUUUAUUUCUUAAAUAAAAAACCAACAAAACAAAACCAAACUGUUUGCUUUGCUGUGGUGCGUUGUGUUUGACGAAUGUCACAUGAUAUUUUAUUAUGGUGUCAUUGUAUAACAUGUAGAUUUCUUUAUUUGCAUGACAUGUAUAGCAUGUACAAAGGUGAAAUACAUUUUCAUGUAUGAAUCUUA
This is a messenger RNA of Gallus gallus (chicken), 4348 nucleotides long. It is a transcript of the gene MAP7D2, whose product is annotated as MAP7 domain containing 2. Gene Ontology annotation, cellular component: microtubule cytoskeleton. The record is from RefSeq and is a predicted model, not a curated record. NCBI's taxonomy places the organism in Eukaryota, Metazoa, Chordata, Aves, Galliformes, Phasianidae. The transcript has 17 exons. Gene Ontology annotation, biological process: microtubule cytoskeleton organization. Bases 16 to 2685 code for a protein of 889 amino acids.